AUGCAAGUAGCUGAGGAUGCCUGUACCCAUUCGGAGGAUGAGCUGCUCUUCUGUGAAGACUGCCGCCUUUAUUUCCGGGACUCCUGCCCGCAGCACGGACCCCCCACUUUCGUGGCCGACUCGCCCGUUCCGGAAAGGGCUCCAUCGCGGGCGUUGCUCUCCCUGCCCGAGGGACUUGUGGUCAAGGAGCGUUCCCAAGGAGGCUUUGGGGUCUGGAGUGUUCUGCCGGCCCUGCCCCGUGGCUGCAUCUUUGGACCCUAUGAGGGGGAAGUGGUCCGGGCACGUGGCGACUGCACCCGUUACUCCUGGGCGGUGCGGGAAAACGGCUCCUAUUUCUUUGUCGAUGCGUCUGAUGAUUCCAAGUCCAACUGGAUGAGAUACGUGGCAUGCGCCUCCACCGAGGACGAGCAGAACCUGACCGUUUUCCAGUACCGGGGAUACAUCUACUACCGGGUCUGCCAAGCCAUACCUGCCGACACGGAGCUGCUGGUGUGGAUAGGAGAAGAGUACGGCCGCACUCUGGGAUUGCGCCUGGGUGAGCAUUUUAAGUACGAAUUUGGCGAGAAAGAGCUGCUGAUGAAACUCUUCCAGGAACUGCACCUCAAGACCCCGCCAUCGCCUCCCGCUCCGCACGCCCCGUCCUCUCGCACCCAGUACCUGUGUGGAGACGCCACCGCCUCUUCCCUCCUGCCACUCCACAAGCCGGCCCUUCCACCACCGGGAGGGAGCGCUUUCCCCCUGCUGGAAGGGACACAGAACCUGGUGGGGCUGGGGCGGGCCCAGAGCCGCUACUGGACCUUCUUCGGCUUCCAGGGGGACGCCUACGGCCGCAUCCUGGACAAGAGCAAGAUCAUCUGCAAGCUGUGCGGGGUGCGGCUGAGCUACAGCGGCAACACCACCAACCUGCGUCAGCACCUCAUCUACAAGCACCGUUGCGAGUACAACCAGCUGGUGGGGGCCCAAGCCACUGCCCUCGACAAAGGGGCCGCGGGGACAGGUGAGUUCGGGGCCUUGCGGAGCCCCGCCCCUGGCCGGACCACGCGGGCCGUGGCAGACUUCAUCGUGCUGGACCUGAUGCCUGUGGAGGUGGUGGAAGGGGAGGGCUUCGGGCAGAUGCUGGGGGUCCUGGAUCCCAGCUACAAGCCCCCAGACGCCGCCUCCUUGGCCCACACGGUGCUGAGGGACAUGUACAGCCACGUCAAGGGGAAAAUCUGGGAGCUGGUUCGGGCCCUGCCCCAGUGCUCCCUCAGCCUGGACAUCUGGCGCCACAGCAGCGCCCUCACCUACCUCACGCUCACCGUGCACUAUGUGGACGACUGCUUUGAAGCCCGGGCCCGGGUCCUGUCGAGCCGCCCCGUCCCCGAGGAGCCCAGUGCCGAGAGCCUGGCAGAGGCACUCGCCGAGGCGGCCGAGGCCUGGGGGCUGCGCAAGAGCACCUCGUACACCAUGGGGGGCCUGGGACCAGCUGCCCGGCAAGCCGCGGCGGCCCUCGGCUGGAUGGCCCUGCCUUGCAUAGGGCAGGCCUUGCGAGCGGCCAUGGAGGCCGCCCUGAGCCAGCCAGCGGCCCAGAGUGCCUUGGAACGGCUCCGCCGCUUGGCCUCCUGGGCACUGGCCGGCACAGGCCGCAGCGAGAAGCUGUGGGCUCAGGAGCCUCUCCUCCAAGCUCACCUCAGCCGCUUCCUGCGAGACGGGGGCAAGUGGCACAGUGUUCACGCGGUCCUGCAAGGCCUACUGGAGCACAGCGAGCCUCUGGCGGGCCUCGGCCCUGAUGGGGAGGCGACUCUGCGCGCCCAGGACUGGGCCGCCCUCCAGGACACGGUCAAGGUCCUCAAGCCCAUGGCCAUUGCUACCUCAACAUUUACCAAAGACCCCUUCUCCAGCCUCUCCCUAGUCAAGCCCGUGCUGACCAGCCUCCUUUACAAGCACUUGGUGGCCAGCGAGUGGGACUCGGCCCUGGCCCUGGAAGCCAAAGCGGCGGCCCACAAGGAGCUGAACCGGCACUUCUCCAGCCCGGAUGUCAACAAGGCCCUGAACCUGGCCUGCGCCUUGGACCCCCGCUUCCGCGGCCUGGAUUUCCUGAGCCACGCCGACCGGGUGGAAACCCUGCACUCGCUCAAGACGGAAGCGUCGCGCCUGGCCGAGGCGCCCGCAGUGGCGGCGUUGUCCUCCAGCCUGCCCGAUGUGGCCUCGCCGCCCGCCAAGCUGCCCAAGCAAGACGCCGGCAUCGAGUUCCUCCUGGGCGACCUGUGCAGCAUGCGCAGCGCCUCGGGCGCCAGCUCCGCCCACCAGCAGGCGGAGCAAGAGACGGCCAGCUUCCAAACCAGCAAGGCCUCCGCCCUGGGCCAGGAGCCCCUGCAGUGGUGGAAGACCCACCACACCCAGUACCCGCUGCUGGCCCGGGCCGCCCGCCAGCUGCUCGGGGUGCCGGCCACCUCGGUGCCUGCCGGCUGGCUCUUCAGCAGCGCCGGCGAUGCCAUCCACAUGAAGCGGCAAGCCCUGACGCCGGAGCACGUGGACAUGCUGGUGUUCCUCCACGGCAACCGAGCCAUGCUGUAUUAGGAGCUGUG
This is a messenger RNA of Elgaria multicarinata webbii, 2567 nucleotides long. RefSeq names its product E3 SUMO-protein ligase ZBED1-like. NCBI's taxonomy places the organism in Eukaryota, Metazoa, Chordata, Lepidosauria, Squamata, Anguidae. Gene Ontology annotation, cellular component: nucleus. Gene Ontology annotation, biological process: regulation of transcription by RNA polymerase II. The transcript is spliced from 5 exons. Gene Ontology annotation, molecular function: protein dimerization activity; DNA binding. The coding region runs from base 1 to 2559 and encodes 852 amino acids. The record is from RefSeq and is a predicted model, not a curated record.